AGUCGGGGAUGGGUAGCGCACGCGAGGGGGUUAUGUGCAUUUUGACACAAAUGUAGUUUUUUUUUCAAGUAAAACCAGCAAUGGCGGCAAAUAAGAGUGUCAUCGUGCUCACGCCGAACGGUCGCCGACAAAAUGUUAAAGUUACACCUAAUACAACGAUUUUGCAGGUUCUGGAAGAAGUAUGUAAGAAGCAUGGCUACGAUACCGCAAACUACGACGUUAAGCAUUACAAUCGCGUUUUGGAUGCCAAUUCCAUCUUUCGGUUUACCGGAUUGCCAAACAACGCUCAACUCGAGAUGAUUGCCUGUACGAAACAGAGACUCGAAUCAAACGUCACUAUUGGAAUUCAAACGGAGAGUGGGGAACGAGUAACUGGGGAAUUUUUACCUAGUGCUUCUCUGACUGAUGUCUUAAAAAAAUUAUGUCCAGACCAAUUACUACCCGAUGUAGUUCUCAUCUACAUGCAUCGUGAGAUCUCUGGAUUGGAGUCAUUGGAAAAAACGACUUUGAGAUCCUUAGGACUGAAUUGUGGCAGAGCAAUGUUGAGGUUGAUUCAUCGUGAUCCCGAACAACCUAAAACACAAGCACAUGUGUCAGCUCCUUUAGCUGCAAGACCAACGCAGGAGAGCAUUGACUUAGCACUACGUAUGGCUGCACCGAAUCGUCAGGCUGGAGGAACAUUGAAAACUUUGGAUCCAAUUACAGCCUUAAAGUCAGAAACGGAAAAUAAGUCGGGUACACCGGCCUCGAUAUUAGAAAAAAAUAAGCCUGAACCAACAUGUGAUCUUGAAUCUAAAUCUAAGAUUCCAAAAAAAUCAGAAUCCCUCAAGAAUGAGGAAACUGAAACGCCAAUGGAAGUUACAGAGAGCAACAUUCCCGAGAUGAAAGUUGAAUUUUUGGGAGAAAGAAACGCAUUAGUCUUUAACCAAGCUGGAGCAGAGGCUUUGCCUCGGGACGAGUUGCCAGAUAAUUUCUUUGAACUUACAGUGGAUGAUGCUCGACAUUUGCUAAAAGAUGCUGCUCGUCUACGAGCGCAGUUAGACGAAGCUCCUCUUCUGACUUCAGCUCAGAGGGAGCUAGAUGAAAAUAAAAGAGUUCUGCAUCAUUUGCAUAAAUAUAAACGGACGGUUAUCAGAAUUCAAUUUCCAGAUCAACUUGUUCUCCAAGGUUUAUUUGGGCCGCUUGAAACAGUUCAAAGUAUCCGGGAUUUUGUCAAAAACUACUUGGCUGAUCCGAAUGCAAAUUUUACUCUCUACACAACCCCUCCCCGCACUGUGCUAAACCCUGAUGCUCGAUUGAUCGAUGCUAAUUUGGUACCAUCUGCCAUUAUCUAUUACUCAGGUGAUUCGGUAUUAACAUCAGUUUUACUGAACAAACUCACCGACCCCAGGGCUGCUGGUAUUCAGGCGAUAAAGUCUAGAAUGGAGAUGAAAAGAGAAGAUUCAGGUGAAUCGAAAGAUGAGAAAAUGCUUGAUGUCAUUGGGGCACAACAAGAGCAACCCAAGAGUCUGGGAAAAAUAUCAAGAGCAUCAGAACCCACACCUGGACCGAGCAGCCAGGAUUCUACAAGCUCAGGGAAAUCUCAUAUGCCAAAAUGGUUCAAGCCAUCAUCUAAGAAGUAAUUUCCGCCUUCUGAAAAAUUAUAGCUAGCAAACAAAACAAAAUAAUAAUGAAAUCUGGAUGACUUGGUAGAAAUUGUUACGAGUACCGCACACUUGUUUCUUGUUGUUACUGAUUACUCGUAAGAGAUAAAGGACAGAAAUGUUAUUUCAUAUGGGAUUCUUUUGUAAACCAUUUUCAUAGAGGUGAUGACUGUAAAAUAAUAAAAUAUCCCUGCGCAAGUUUGUAAAAUAA
Molecule: messenger RNA, 1854 nt
Organism: Athalia rosae (coleseed sawfly)
Lineage: Eukaryota; Metazoa; Arthropoda; Insecta; Hymenoptera; Athaliidae
Product: tether containing UBX domain for GLUT4
Exons: 7
Coding region: 81-1622 (513 amino acids)
Biological process (GO): signal transduction
Molecular function (GO): protein binding
Source: RefSeq, a predicted model, not a curated record